Molecule: messenger RNA, 1199 nt
Organism: Schistosoma spindalis
Lineage: Eukaryota; Metazoa; Platyhelminthes; Trematoda; Strigeidida; Schistosomatidae
Source: the annotation of a GenBank genome assembly
UGGAAGCUCACUUUGUUGGCGCUACAUUCUGCCCAUACGCUGCAUUAGGAUGGCAGGCAAUGCUUUGAAAAGACUCAUGGCAGAGUACAAACAAUUAACAGUCAAUCCACCAGAGGGUAUUGUUGCUGGACCAGUGGACGAAAGGAAUUUUUUUGAGUGGGAAGCAUUAAUUGCUGGACCGGAGGGUACUCCAUUUGAAGGUGGUGUUUUCGCUGUACGUUUGAACUUCCCAUCAGAUUAUCCUUUGUCUCCACCAAAAAUGCAAUUUCUAACUGAAGUGUUCCAUCCAAAUAUCUAUCCAGAUGGACGCGUGUGCAUUUCCAUACUUCAUGCUCCUGGUGAUGAUCCAAUGGGUUAUGAAAGUUCCGUUGAACGUUGGAGUCCAGUUCAGUCAGUGGAAAAAAUUUUAUUAUCUGUUGUUAGUAUGCUUGCAGGUAAUUGAUUUUAAUGAUUAAGAUUAAUUAAAUCUCGUUUUUAAAUUCUUCGUUUUUUCUUGGUUUUUUUUCAGGAAAUCAUUGUCCUGUUUAGAAAACUACUCAAAAACCAUAGUCCGACUAAAUAACUCUCAUUUUAUUAAAAUCACAAACCGAUCAAUGUUAGAUCACUACUCAAAUCUUGGAAGCACUGGAAGGCCGUCUCGUCCUGUUGUAGUACUACUCAGCAGUGCGCAUCCGUAAUUCUGAGCUCGGGGAUCGAACCCACGACCUCCGGUUUCGCGUGAACACCUGAUCUGUGGACCACUAAGUCGGGAUCGUUUUAAUCAGAUAGUUUUUAUCUCACUAUACUGAAUUGUCAUAAUCAGUAACUUGAUAGAACCGAAUGAUGAGAGUGCAGCUAAUGUGGAUGCAGCAAAAACAUGGCGUGAAGAUAAAGCACGUUUCAAUAGUUUAGCACUUCGAAGUGUACGUAUUAGUCUGGGUAUUUCGGCGGAAUAAGAUGCUAUCAAAAAAUAAAAGACAGUAACAAUGAAACAAUAGAAACUAAGCAUAUCUUUUGAUUUCUUUGUAACAUUUAUCUUUCAUUUGUUAUGCAGUUCCUUCAAAAUAAUUCUUACUGUGUUAUUAUCGUUUCAUUUUUUAUUGUUGUUGUUGUUGGUAUUAGUGUCUUUUCACUUUCUGAUCAAAUCAGUCAUGAACGAUCUUAUGAAUUCUAUGAUUUUGCUUGAAUAACUGUCUAUUGUGUAAACUCCUCCAUCAGAC